GCGCAGCGGCGGCUUCAGCCAAUGGUGCCCCCGCCGGUUACGGGGGGGGGAGACGGUAGGAGCCGUGUCCUGGCCGUGCCGUGACCUACCGUGCCGUGCCGUGCCGUGCCCGGGCUCCGCAGCCCUUUGCAGCCCCCCCCGUGGGGAGGAUGGGCUGAGCCCGGUGGCACGGGGAGGGGGGGUAGGGGGGCGUGCGGCGGCGGCUGCUCCCGGGAUGUGCGCGCACCGCCGGCCUUGGGAGCAGCUCCCCGGCUCCUUUUGAAGGGCAGCAGCGAUGAACCGCGGCCCCCCCAGCUCGCCCAGGGGGGGUAGCCCCGUCCGGUGCCCCCCUUGGAGCGGGGAGAUGCUGCGCUGCCCGUCCUGCCGCCUGCAGCUGUGGGAGCCGGUGACGGUGUCGUGCGGCCACUCGCUGUGCACGCCGUGCCUCGGGGGGGCCGUGCCCGCCCGCUGCCCCCUCUGCCAGGAGAAGCUCAAGCUGCUGGGAGUCGGGGGGCCGAGGCGCAACGUGGUGCUCUGCAGCCUGCUGGAGAAGUGCGAGGACCGGGGCAGGCGGCUGGCGGGGUUGGUGGCCCGUGUCCGGCACCAUCUGACCCGUGGGGAGGCGAAGGAGGCGCUGGGGAUGGCUCAGAAGGGCGUCGAGCUGGCCCCCGAUGACACCUCCCUGUGGCGGUGCCGGGCAGAGGCGUUCGUGGCCCUGGGGCAGUACCCGGAGGCGCUGGGGGACCUGGAGGCUGUGUGCAAGGCUGAGCCCACAGAGCACGAGGGCUUCUUCAGGAAAGGGAAGGUGCUUCUGGAGAUGGGACGCAGAGCCGAAGCCCUGCUGGCGUGGGAGCACUGCCUGACGCUGUGUCCCCAUUUCCAGCCUGCACAGAGUGAGAUGGAGAAGAUCCUCGCCCAGGAGGAUGCUCCUCGGCCAUGCGCUGCCCACCGGGGCUCGAGUGGUCCCCAGGCAGUGGGGGACGGAGGCGACCCUGCAUCCUCCUCUGCCCGAGCCCAGGACCAGGAGGGAGAGACGGAGGCCGGCAGAGGGUCCUCGGUGUCUGAGCAUGGCCAGGGGACCCCCACCCCAGGGCGACAGCAGGAGCCGGGGGCUGUGGCAGAGAGGCAGCAUGGGCUGUUGGCAGCUAAUGAAGAGGAGACGGAGACAGCCAAGUGUAACCAGCCACACCUCGGGGAGCUGCUGAGCAUUUCUGACUUGGAGUGCUCCCUCUGCAUACGGAUGUUCUUGGAGCCGGUGACGACGCCGUGCGGGCACACCUUCUGCAAGGAGUGCCUCGAGCGCUGCCUGGACCACCGGCCCAACUGCCCCCUCUGCAAGCAGAGCCUGAGAGAGUACCUGAAGGCUGGAAGCUACAGCUGCACCGUGCUGCUGCAGGACAUCAUGCUGGCCACCUUCCCCGCACAGCUGGCCGAGCGCCGGGAGCUGCACCAGGCCGAGAUGGCCGAGCUCUCCAAUCUGACCAAGAACAUCCCCAUCUUCGUAUGCACCAUGUCCUUCCCGGGUGUUGCCUGCCCUCUGCACGUCUUCGAGCCCCGCUACCGCCUGAUGAUCCGGCAGUGCCAGGAGACCGGCACGAGGAGGUUUGGCAUGUGCGUGUACGAGACCGGGAAAAGCUUCGCAGACUACGGCUGCAUGCUGGAGAUCCGGCAGCUGGAGCUGCUGGCGGACGGCCGCUCGCUGGUGGACACCGUGGGCGGGCGGCGGUUUCGUGUGCUGAGACGCGGGCACAGGGACGGCUACAACACUGCCGACAUUGAGUACCUGGAGGACAAGAAGGUGGCUGGGGAGGAGCUGCAGGAGCUGCAGAGCCUCCACGAAAGCACCUAUGAGUUGGCCCAGAGGUUUUGUGAGCACGGAGAUGUUGCCUCCAGGCGCCUCUUGAUGCAGCAUGGGCCGCUGCCGGAGAAGGAGGAGGACAUCCAGGCUUCUGCCGACGGCCCGAUGUGGUGCUGGUGGCUCAUCUCCAUCCUGCCCCUCGACCCGUCCUUCCAGCUGAGGCUCUUCUCCAGCACCUCGCUGCGCGCCCGCCUCACCCAGCUGCAGCGCAUCCUCCUGGCUCUGCUGCAGCAGCCCCCGGCCACGAACCCCCUGCCGGAGCUCAGCCCCCGGGGCCGCGUCUGAGCCCCCCGCCCCAGCAUCCCCCGCUCUGUUCACAAAGGAGACCCCCCUCCUCCUUCCUUGGGUUUCUUUGUGCAUUUUUUCAUGGUUUGAACCCCAAGGAAGGGACCUCAGUGAGGAGCUGGGCUCUCUCUGCCUGGCUCGGCGGGGCCCGGUGGUGACUCGAUGCUGUCCGUGCUGUCCCCAUGAGCUGCGGCCGUGUCACCGGCAGGGACCAAGCCAGAGAGCUGGGUUGUGUCUUGGGAGCCAAAAUCCCCCGGUGAGAUGCUUUGGCUCUAAGGAGGACUCUCCCUGGGGCGGAGGGCCGAGUGCCAGGGCUGCUUGGGCUUUGGCUCUUCCUCUCCGAAGGACAAUGUUGGGGUUUUGGUAGAUGGCCCCACUCCGAGCACCAGGGGAGGGGGGAUUUCAAGGCUUCAGAGAUGUGGCACCAGGAAGCAUCUGUGGGAGCUGAAGGCUCAGCCUCUGGUUGCAAGUUUGGCUUAAUUUCUAUUUGGGCUAGAAGGAAGGUUCAGUUAAAUGAUCUGAUAUCCACAGCCUUCUUCUAGCCACCUCCUUGGCCAGGCAGAGAAGAAGGCACUGGUCAGAGCCCAUGGCUGCUCCCGACCC
Messenger RNA from Oxyura jamaicensis (ruddy duck), 2725 nucleotides. RefSeq names its product LON peptidase N-terminal domain and RING finger protein 1-like. Gene Ontology annotation, molecular function: protein binding. Lineage: Eukaryota; Metazoa; Chordata; Aves; Anseriformes; Anatidae. The record is from RefSeq and is a predicted model, not a curated record. Bases 275 to 2122 code for a protein of 615 amino acids. The transcript has 12 exons.